AUGACGCGCCUCGGCACAUGGAGGGCCACGUACCUCGUCUCCCUAUCAUGUGUCGGCUCAUUCCUCUUCGCCUACGAUACGGGCAUCGUGGGCGGCGUCCUGACGCUGGAUUCCUUUGUGCGCGACAUGGGGUUUAGCGACAAGGAGCGAGACAAUGUCACCUCGCUGUCGGCCAGUCUGCUGCAAGCCGGAGCCUUCUUCUCGUGCUUGUUCGUCUGGCCAUUUACUGCGCGCUACGGUCGCCGAUGGUCUCUCGUCGUAGGAUCGCUCAUAUUCAACAUUGGCGCCGUACUGCAGCUCUUCUACCAGCACGGAAUCGCCACAUGGUAUGCCGGACGGACGAUAUCAGGCAUUGGCGCAGGCAUUGCGACCGUCAUCAUCCCCAUGUACUCGGCCGAAAUGGCGCCCAAGGAAAUUCGUGGCCAGCUCGGCAGUCUCUUCCAAUUCUUCUUCACCCUCGGCGUGGCUGUCAGCUACUGGGUCGAUUACGGCGCCGCGCAACAUAUACCGUCGUCGACGAGACAGUGGCGAGUCCCUGUUGCCUUGCAGCUUGUGCCUGGUGGUAUAUUGGGACUGGGAAUGUUUCUGACAAAGGAGAGCACGAGGUGGCUUGCUCAGCGUGAUCGGCACGAGGAGGCUUUGGAGUCGUUGAUAUGGGUGCGAGGAGGGGAUAGCACAAAGGUGCGGAUGGAGUUUCAAGAGAUUGUGGCGGGCAUUGAGGAGGAGGAACGGCAGACUGCUGGGGUCACAUGGAGGGAAUACUGGUUGCCAGCGAAUCGGUAUCGCAUCUUCAUUGCCGUCACUCUGCAAAUUGGCGCUCAACUGACGGGAAACACACCUCUGGCAUACUUUUCGCCCCAAGUCUUUCAGGCCGUCGGCGCCGGUCAAAACGCCCUCCUACUCAGCGGCUUCUUCGGCGUAUGCAAGGUCAUUAGCUGUGCAUUUUUCUUGAUCUUCCUUGUGGAGCGCAUAGGCCGCCGAUGGUCUCUGCUCGCGGGGUCGUUUCUGAUGGGCACUUAUAUGUUCAUCAUCGCAGUGCUGACGCAGCGAUAUCCUCCCGUGAGCGGCGGGACGCUGACGCCGCCGGCCAUUGCGUCUCUGACGAUGGUUUUCCUAGAAGCGAUGACAUUCAACAUCUCGUGGGGACCUAUACCAUGGCUAUACAUGAGCGAAAUCUUCCCAACUCGAGUCCGCGAAGGAGGCAUCGCCGUCGGUGCCGCAACUCAAUGGCUCUUUGGCUUCACGCUCUCUCAAAUCACGCCCGCAGCAGUCAACAAUCUCGGUUACAAAGCUUUUCUCAUGUUUUGCUGCUUCAACUGGGCUCUAGUGCUGUACACAUGGUUCUUCAUCAAAGAGACAAAGGGACUAUCUCUCGAAGAAAUGGAGAUAUUGUUCAACGCAAAACGCACCCCAAUUAGUAUCCUGGCGUAUCGCCAUGAUGAUAAAUCCUCGGACGACGACGUGUGA
This is a messenger RNA of Trichoderma asperellum CBS 433.97, 1467 nucleotides long. RefSeq lists its product as uncharacterized. Gene Ontology annotation, biological process: carbohydrate transport; transmembrane transport. Gene Ontology annotation, cellular component: membrane. The record is from RefSeq and is a predicted model, not a curated record. NCBI's taxonomy places the organism in Eukaryota, Fungi, Ascomycota, Sordariomycetes, Hypocreales, Hypocreaceae. Gene Ontology annotation, molecular function: carbohydrate:proton symporter activity.